Sturnus vulgaris (Common starling) is the source of this 1886-nucleotide messenger RNA. It is a transcript of the gene ENO2, whose product is annotated as enolase 2. The record is from RefSeq and is a predicted model, not a curated record. Gene Ontology annotation, cellular component: phosphopyruvate hydratase complex. Gene Ontology annotation, molecular function: phosphopyruvate hydratase activity; magnesium ion binding. Gene Ontology annotation, biological process: glycolytic process. Lineage: Eukaryota; Metazoa; Chordata; Aves; Passeriformes; Sturnidae.
CUCUGGGUCACAUGCUGCUGUCCCGGCCCUAUCAGGGGCGUCUCCAUCCUGCUGCUGCCGCCACCGUUGGCUUAGAGGACACAUCAUCUCCCCUUGAGGUCCUGCAUCCCUCCUCAGCUUCAUCCUCUCUCCUUUCUACCAGCACUUUCUCAAUCUCUCGUCCACCCCUGCCCUAGGAAGACUCACUAUGGCAGUCGAGAGAAUCCAUGCCCGUGAGAUCCUGGACUCCCGUGGGAACCCCACCGUUGAGGUGGACCUCUACACACACAAAGGCAUGUUUCGAGCAGCCGUCCCCAGCGGAGCAUCCACUGGUAUCUACGAAGCGUUGGAGCUGAGAGACAAUGACAAGUCACGUUUCCUUGGAAAAGGGGUCCUGCAGGCCGUGGAUCAUAUCAACAGCACUGUCGCCCCAGCUCUCGUGGGCUCUGGCCUCUCUGUUGUGGAUCAAGAGAAGAUAGACAACCUGAUGCUUGAGAUGGACGGCACAGAGAACAAAUCCAAGUUUGGUGCCAACGCUAUCCUGGGAGUUUCACUGGCCGUGUGCAAGGCGGGAGCUGCAGAGAAGGAUGUGCCCCUGUACCGGCACAUCGCUGACCUGGCUGGCAACUCUGACCUCAUCCUUCCUGUGCCAGCUUUCAACGUGAUCAAUGGAGGCUCCCAUGCAGGCAACAAACUGGCCAUGCAGGAGUUCAUGAUCCUGCCUGUGGGAGCCGAAAGCUUCCGUGAUGCCAUGCGCAUCGGGGCUGAAGUCUACCACAACCUCAAGAGUGUCAUCAAGGAGAAGUAUGGCAAAGAUGCUACCAAUGUGGGUGAUGAGGGAGGCUUUGCCCCCAACAUCCUGGAAAACAGUGAAGCUCUGGAGCUGCUCAAGGAAGCUAUUGACAAGGCGGGCUACACAGACAAGAUCGUCAUCGGAAUGGAUGUGGCAGCCUCCGAGUUCUACCGUGAUGGCAAAUAUGACCUGGACUUCAAGUCCCCAGAUGACCCAAGCCGCUACAUUUCUGGAGAUGAGCUGGGUGACCUCUACCAAAGCUUUGUACGUGAUUACCCAGUGGUGUCCAUUGAAGAUCCCUUUGACCAAGAUGACUGGGAGGCCUGGUCUAAGUUCACUGCCAAUGUGGGGAUUCAGAUAGUGGGAGAUGACCUGACAGUGACAAACCCCAAGCGCAUCGAGCGAGCUGUUGAAGAGAAAGCCUGCAACUGCCUCCUGCUCAAAGUCAACCAGAUUGGAUCUGUCACAGAGGCCAUCCAAGCCUGCAAGUUGGCCCAGGAGAAUGGAUGGGGUGUGAUGGUGAGCCACCGAUCCGGGGAGACUGAAGACACCUUCAUUGCUGAUCUGGUUGUAGGACUGUGCACUGGGCAGAUAAAGACAGGUGCUCCCUGCAGGUCUGAACGCCUGGCUAAAUACAACCAGCUCAUGAGGAUUGAGGAAGAGCUUGGCGACGAAGCACGCUUUGCCGGACACAACUUUCGCAACCCAAGUGUUCUUUGAACAUUGUCCCCAGGGCACAGCCACCCUGCUGCUCUUUCCCACCUCACAGACUCUGAGCCCCCUUUUCCCUCCACUGCUCCCUUUUUUGCUCUUUCUCCCCACUCUGUCACCUGGUUUCCUCUCACCUCAAAAGCCCUCGCGUUCAGGUGUCCCUGGCUAGAUGUACCCAGGUGAAGGAUGAGAGAGCAGCCUACACCCCGUCCCUUGCUGUGGGGUCAUAAGCAUUCCUGGAUCUAGGCGUUGUGUGUCUCUGUUGUUUGUGCAGGGCCAUGCCUGGGCCGCUCCGCUCUCAUGUGAGAGCACGGGAGCGCCUGCCCGGUGUGCUCCCUCGUGUGCCGAAGCAUGUGCGGUGACCAUCUGUGCGUCGGCCGGUGUGCUCGGACACUGCUGCACC